AUGUCCGACAAACGUCCUACAAUGCAAUUAGGCACAGUCCUAGUAGUCGGCGGAUGCGGCUUUCUCGGCUCCCACAUCGUUGAUCAAUUGCUAAAUUACCCUUCCGAGACCGAUCCCAGCGCUGCACUCCCGAAACCCCAGGGAGAUGCCCGAUUCGACUAUCCCAGUCUCGGAGACCGAUACCCGCGAUGCGUCGCGAAAGUCGCCGUGGUUGACCUGCGGACCACAAAUAACCGUCUGCCAGGUGCGCAGUACUACGAGGGCGACCUGACCUCGACGGAGUCGAUGCUUUCUGUGUUCCGCGAAGUCAAGCCAGACGUUGUUAUUCAUACCGCCAGUGCAAUCUUGACGGACAAGAAGCUGCUAUACCAGGUCAAUGUGGAGGGUACCAGGAACCUGCUCGAGGUCGCGGGCGGUGCUCGCGGAGAUUGGGGUGGCAAGUGCAAGGCUUUUGUAUACACAAGCUCUGCGUCUGUCGUGCACGAUACGCAGAGUGACUUGAUCAAUGUCAACGAGGACUGGCCUCUUAUCAGGGGUAAACUGCAGCAAGAGUACUACUCGGAGACAAAGGCGGACGCCGAAGAAGUCGUCCUAAAGUACAACCGCACCUCCCCCACAUCCAUGCUCACCUGCGCGCUCCGCCCAUCAGGCAUUUACGGCGAGAAAGAUGGCCAAGUGAUCCUCAAGAUUCUCGAACACGGCGUCAACGCCUCGGACACCGUUCUCAAGAUGCAACUCGGCGAAAACAACAACCUCUUCGACUUCACCUACGUCGGCAACGUCGCCUACAGCCACACCCUCGCCGCGUACCGCCUCCUAGCCAGUCACACACGCCUCGAAUCCGGCAAAGGCGAGCUCCUCGACUACGAAAAAGUCGACGGCGAAGCCUUCCUCAUCACAAACGACCAGCCCGUCUACUUCUGGGACCUGACGCACGCCGCCUGGGCGCUCGCCAACCGCGUCGUCGAGCCGAACCAGGUCUGGGAGCUCCCCGAGUGGCUCCUUGGCCCCAUCGGCGGCAUCGCCGAGACCGUCCUGGGGCUCUUGGGGAAGACGCCGAAGCUGACGAGGCGCACGGUCCGGUACUCGUGCAUGACGCGGUACUACUCGUGUGAGAAGGCAAAGCAGAGACUCGGAUAUAGCCCGCUUGUUCCGCUGGAUGAGGGGCUUGCAAGGGCCGUUGGGUACUUUGUUGAACGCUGGCGGCUGGAGGGUGAGAAGAAGGGGCAGUAA
Messenger RNA from Aspergillus calidoustus, 1233 nucleotides. NCBI's taxonomy places the organism in Eukaryota, Fungi, Ascomycota, Eurotiomycetes, Eurotiales, Aspergillaceae. The record is from the annotation of a GenBank genome assembly.